AUGGACUCGUUUUCAGAUUCUGGUGAACUAUAUCUGAUUAGAUACCAAUUUUAUACAAACCAACAUCAAAAAGUCACAGAAUAUAAUUUGCAAGAUUUUUCACCAGAAAACCAAUUAAAAGUACUUGAAUAUCAAAUUAGAUCAACAAUAGAAUUAAAUUUAGAUGCUUCAACCCUCAUAGAAAAUGGACGUACUAUUUUCCCAGAUGAUGGGAAUGUGUUUCAAUUAUUACAAGCAUGGAAUGACUUAAAUGAUUUUGGAACUGAUGAUUCAACAUAUUUUGAAGAUUUAAAAGAAGCAAAAUUUGAAUUACAAGCUAUAUUAACUACUUUUUAUUUAAUUAAAUUUGAAAAAGAUUUUGAUCAAGGAAUACAAUUUUUAAAUAAUUAUCUAGAAAAUUUAAAUAUUUCUACAAAAUAUAAUGAAAUUGAGAUUUUCUUAGUGUUAAUUCAAUUAAAUUCAAUAAAAGGAAAUUAUUCAAAAGUUAAAACCAUAUUUAUGCAAUUAAAUCAAUUUCCAGAUUUUGUAAGAGAUAAUAUAAUUUAUCAAAUUAUAGAAAGUUGGUAUAAAUCAAUUCAAAAUGGUUCAGAAAAUUUAAAUAAUUGUUUUUAUUUUUAUGAUGAAAUUUUAAAUAAUUCAUUUAAUGAUGAUGAUUUAAAGGGGAAAAUUCAUAAUUUAUUAAUAUUAUUUAUUUUAAAUUUACAAUUAAAACAUUAUCCUGAAUCUCAAGAAAUUUUAAAACAAAUUGAAAAUUUAAAAUUAGAUAAUAAUGAAAAUGAUAUAAAGAUUAAAGAUGAAGAAUUUGAUGAUUUAUUAGCAAAUAAAAUAACUUUUGAUAGAUUAAUUAAUUUUGGUAAUGAUUCAGAUAAAUUAUUAGAAGAGUUGAAAAAUAUUAAUAGUGAUCAUGAAUUAAUUAAGGAUGAAGAAGCUAAAAACGAAUUAUUUGAUUCUAUAGUUUCCAAAUAUCAAACAACUCCUGUAUAG
Molecule: messenger RNA, 984 nt
Organism: Lodderomyces jiufengensis
Lineage: Eukaryota; Fungi; Ascomycota; Pichiomycetes; Serinales; Debaryomycetaceae
Product: coatomer subunit epsilon
Exons: 1
Coding region: 1-984 (327 amino acids)
Biological process (GO): retrograde vesicle-mediated transport, Golgi to endoplasmic reticulum; intra-Golgi vesicle-mediated transport; endoplasmic reticulum to Golgi vesicle-mediated transport
Cellular component (GO): COPI vesicle coat
Molecular function (GO): protein binding; structural molecule activity
Source: RefSeq, a predicted model, not a curated record